Naegleria gruberi is the source of this 441-nucleotide messenger RNA. RefSeq lists its product as uncharacterized. The transcript has a single exon. The coding region runs from base 1 to 441 and encodes 146 amino acids. The record is from RefSeq and is a predicted model, not a curated record. NCBI's taxonomy places the organism in Eukaryota, Heterolobosea, Eutetramitea, Acrasida, Naegleriidae.
AUGCUUGGAUUGUGCGUUGCUCUUGGUGCCAUUCUUUCAAGGAUAAUAUUUAAUGAAAUACUAGCUUACCAGGUGGAGAUUGUGCCAGUCAAGAAAGAGUCCAAGGCAGAAUCUGAUGAAACAUCAUCAUCCUGUUCUUCAGUUGAAGAAUCAUCUGUUUCACCAAACAAACAAGAUGAAGCACAGAAAAAGAUCAAUAAUUUGGUUGCAAUUGCAAGAGCUGUUGUUUCUAAAGAGGAAGUUAUUCUCUACGAGGAUCUACUCCACUAUGCAUCAAACUGUUGGCCGCAACCAGAGCUUACCUUUGAUGAGGCAGUAAAAUUUCUGUCAGAUUUUCAAACAAAAUCCUCUCCUGAAAACAGCACCAACACGUCCAAAGAAGAAAUUGUUUCUAAUUUGAUUGAAGACUCUCAAACUCCUGCUUCUAUUAUUAAAUACUAG